Molecule: messenger RNA, 1942 nt
Organism: Aspergillus candidus
Lineage: Eukaryota; Fungi; Ascomycota; Eurotiomycetes; Eurotiales; Aspergillaceae
Product: amidase
Exons: 3
Coding region: 102-1904 (600 amino acids)
Molecular function (GO): catalytic activity
Source: RefSeq, a predicted model, not a curated record
UUUGAUUUCAUUCUUUUUGCUUCCUUUUUGUUUACAAUCACACUGCAUUAGAUUAUUCCUCUACUUUACUUGGAUAGACGCGUAUUCGUACCUGCAUCCUCAUGUCCGUCCGAUUCCGGGAUUAUCCCGAGGCCAAGACGGGACCCGAUGUCUCUCCGCACUACAAUCGCAAAUCGAACCCGGUGCUGCGGGGGUUCUUGCUGACCGUGGCUGCCUGGCUCAUGGAACGGAUCUGGUUUCUCCCUGGUCUCAUCUGGCGGAAUGCGGGCUUCGGCGCCCUGCGCACCAUCGACCGACAUCUCGAGUUGCUGGAGCCCCGCUAUGACCCGACGGUGAUCCCACUCGAGGAACCGCCACGGUCUGAUGAUCCCCCCGAGCGCGUCAUCGCUCCUCCCCAGCCCACCAAGAAGCCGUUUUAUUCCGUCGCCGACUAUCAUGCCCUCUACAAGAGUGGCGAGCUGACCCCGCUGGAUGUCGCUCGCGCCCUGCUGCCGCUCAUCCGCCGCGACGUGCCCAACCCCAGCCCCCACUCCGUGGCCUGGUUCGACUCCCGCGUCGAUCUCGUCCUCGCCGCUGCCGAGGCCGCCACUCAGCGGUACCGCGAGAACCGUCCGCGGGGCCUCUUUGACGGCGUGCCCGUCGCCGUCAAGGGAGAGUUCGACGUCGACGGUUACACCACCCACCUCGGCUCAUGUAACGACUACACGCCUCAGCCGUCCGAGACCGACCCGUCCAUCACCAACUGGUGUGUCCGCCAGCUCGAGGCCGCCGGCGCUGUUCUUGUCGGCAAGCUGUCCAUGCACGAGUUUGGUCUCGACCCCAACGGCCACAACAUCCACUACGGCACUCCUGUCAACCCCUAUCACUCGCGCUACUACACCGGCGGCAGCUCUUCGGGCUGUGCCUACGCUGUCAGUGCCGGCCUCGUCCCCGUCGCCCUCGGCACCGACGGCGGCGGCAGCGUGCGCAUCCCCGCCGCCUUCUGCUCCGUCACCGGUCUCAAGCCCUCCCACAACCGCCUCUCGCAUUACCCGGGCGUCAACUACGCCAGCACCACCAGCGUCAUCGGACCCCUGGCCGCCGACCUCCGCUCCCUGGCCGCCGUCUAUCAGCUCGUCGCCGCUCCCGGUCCCGACACGCACUUCCCGGCUCCCGGCCGGCUCGACCUCACCCCGGCGCCCGGCGCCACGAAGAAGGCCCUAGGCGUGUGCGAGGCGUGGUUCGCGCGCGCCGACCCGCCAGUGCAGCGACGGUGUCGCGCACUGCUGGACCGGCUGGUGACACAGCACGACUAUACCGUCGUCCCUGUAGACAUCCCCUUCCUCGCCGAGGGCCAGACGGCUCACGCCAUGACCAUCCUCACCGACGCGGCCGCCGUGCUGACCGACACCGCCAACAUCGCGCCCGCCAACCGUAUCCUGCUAAGCAUCGGCCGCGCCACUCCGGCAACCGACUACCUUCGUGCCCAGAAGCUCCGCCGCUUGAUCAUGGCCCACCUGGCGGCACUGUGGCGCGACCGGCCCGGCAUGAUCCUCGUCACCCCGACCACCGCCUGCGCCGGCUGGCCCAUCGCCUCGACCGUGGACAUGUGCUCCGGAUUCAGCGACGGUGACACCACCCUGCGCACCAUGGAGUAUGUCUGGUUGGCCAACUUUGCCGGCGUCCCCUCGCUCAGCGUGCCGGCCGGCUACGUCGAGGGAGAGGUGCCCACUGAGUCGGGUGAGCCGGGGUCUGUGCCUGUCGGCCUGAUGGGGCACGCCGACUGGGCGGACGAAGCGGCACUGCUGCAGUGGGGGCUGGAGGCAGAGGAGGCGGGUUCCGAGUUCCUGGUGCGGCCGCCCAUCUGGGAGGAUGUGAUUGAGCGGGCGCGGAAAGGUCGAACGGAGCAACUGGUUGAGGUGUGAGGGGAUUAGAUCCUGUGCUAUUAUUGGGCGCUUUCUGG